Molecule: messenger RNA, 5721 nt
Organism: Paramuricea clavata
Lineage: Eukaryota; Metazoa; Cnidaria; Anthozoa; Malacalcyonacea; Plexauridae
Source: the annotation of a GenBank genome assembly
AAAAUUUCCAAGUAAGCGUGAUUUCAGAUCAUUAUGCAUAAAAAAAGUUACGAUUUCAACUGUUGAAGCCAACGAGUUUUCCAUGAGAGGUUUCGGGUGAAAUAGCAGCCGAUUAAAGGCUUUUACAGUUGUUUUUGGACGGUCUUUUCCCGGCACAGAAUCGAGGAAAUUUGAAUGUUCACAAUGGCCAACGUUGAGCCAGAGUUUGCCGAAAUGGGCACUAUAGUUACAGCUUUGAAAGAGGGUACAACGAUGACAAGGUUUUAUUCAAAUCGACGACCUGAGACGAGAAUAUUUCUGCUGAAGUUGGACGAAUUUCAAAUUGCAUGGUGGCGAAACGCAGGCAAAGAGGAAGGCACGGGUAAGUUUGAGUAUAUUAUAACAUCCUAAUUAACUGGAGCAUAUUACAAUUUAUUAACAUAUUUCAUAAAUACGUUUUGUGUUAAUUCCGUUGUAUCGAGUUCAUAUAUGAAAGCAACAUCCAAAUUAACUAUACGUUACAACUUUAUUAACAUAUUUCAAUAACAUUUAUUAAAAUAAACAUCUUUAAUAGUUUUUGUAUUAGUUUACUUUCUUUAUGUAAUAGGGGUGGUUUCAGCAAGCACUCGCAAACAGGCUCGCUCCACUCUAGCAUUAAAUUAUUACAGAGCUAAACAGGAAGGUCUGCCCUUGCUACUUUCCGUGUUCAUGUAUAGUUAUAAAUUUCAUCCCAUCUAGAGGAGAUCUUGGUAGGUCCAUUUGCAAGAUCUUAACCAGGAGGGCUGGCCAAACUCUAAGUUCUUGAAGGAUUUGUAAGAAAUGUUUGAGGGAAAUGAGUCAAUGUUCACACAUGAGUCAUUUCCCAUUUCUUACAAAUCCUUCAAAACUUCGAACUUACCUAUGCAAAAUCUUUACUAUGAUCACAGAAUCUUUGAACCAGCCUUAAAGGACAAUGAGGCAAAAGAAAUGCAAAGAUUGAAGAACUUCAGCCCUCUGGUUGAAUCGAUUAUGAAUCUCACUUCCAUAUAUGUGAUUAGGUUAAAUUUAGAUUCAGAAUCUCAAACUUCAAAUUUGAUUGGUUAUUUGUAAAAAAUGGAAAAUAAACAUGUACAAUUAUAGUAUGCCAAAUAAGUAAUAUACAUCUGCAUUUGUAGUUGGGCCAUCCCAACAUAUAAACAGCCCAUAACCACUUAACAAUCCACUUUGUCUUAUUCUAGUUGACAUUAGGGAAAUAAAAGAAGUCCGACGUGGUAUAAGCAGCAAGGAUUUCGACCGGAGUCCUGAUUACUCGAAAAAGCUUGACCCAAAUAGUUGUUUAGUUAUAUUUUAUGGCAUGGAAUUCAAGCUAAAGACUUUGAGUUGUGUGGGUAGGUAACUAGACUCAGUGAUCAAAUAAACACCCUGGGUGGGAUUAAUAGUUUAAUUUUGAGGAAUGAUAUCUAAUAAGUCUAUUUAAAUGAAUUACAGUAUAUGGAAAAUUUACACUUUGCCAUUUGUAGUGAACAAAUUUUGGCAACAAUUAAACAUUUGAACAAAAAUUUUGACAAAUAUAAGUUUUCAGAUUUCAUAUAAGGCAUGUUGUCAAGGAACUAGGAAAUUAGUGUUGUCAAGGUGCUUCAAAUGUAAACACGACUCGCCUUUAGCAUGUGUACAGUAUCACUUAACUUAACCAUUGAAAUGUUGAAAGCAAGACAAUUGCCAAAACUAUUUGUUCAUAUAUAGUGUAUAUAUAAAUUUAAAACAAAUUACCAUCAUUUGUACAGACUGUACAAUUUGAAUUAAGCUUGAGCAGUUUACCAGGUUUUUCAGUUGAAACCGUUUUUUUAGCAAUCAAUUUUUACUAAGCUGCCUAAGCUGGCUAAGCAUCAGACAGUUUAUUUUAAUCAAAACCACUCGAGCUUAAACUGAAUUCCGUUCUGUCCUCAGAAAAGCAUUAGAUUGGCAUAUACAUAUGUUUAUAAUUAUAGUAUAAUUCAAUGGUAUAAAAACAUUAACAAGUUACUAAAAGUUAUAAAAUCAAGCUUUUGGGCUGAGCCUCCAUCAUCAAGAUUUACAUCGAUGAACCCUAUAGAGCCGCUUAAGUACUAAAGUACCGGUACUGUGAUUGCCUAACGUCUUUUUAACUUUUAGUAACUUUUUAAUGUUUUUGUAACUUUUUAAUGUUUUUGUAACUUUUUAAUGUUUUUGUAACUUUUUACUGUAAUGUUUUUAUACUAAUGAAUACAUAAAUCAUAACAGAAAUGAAAUUGUCCAGUAACAUACCAAUUCUAAAAUAUUAUAUACCCCAUUUGGAUGAAUUUUUAGAACGCUCAGUAGCAAUUGUACACAUAUUUCAUAGAAUUCUCAUUCCUAACCAUUUUGUGUUGUGUAGCACAAAACAAUAAAGAGAGAGAAUACUGGGUCAAAGGUUUAAUUUAUUUGAUGUAUGAGAAUCCAUAUGUUGCUCAACCAAGUUUAAUUUACAGGUCUGUACUCUUGGAUUUUUAAGACCUUUAUUAUAUAUUUGAUAAGCAACAAUACCGCCAUUUAUACAUGUGAAAAUAAGCGGUGGCUUAAAUAAAUCACAAACAACUUGUUUGUUGUGAACAGUGAAUUUGCAAUAUUCUGCACUUAUAGGGGCAGCAAGACUAUUAGAAAAUUGUGCAAAAAAGAAAGCAAAGAAAAAUACCUUGCAGACAGCCUAAAGAACAAUGUUUAUACAAGUGUCCCUAAUUCAUUACAGAAAGUGGGGAGCUUGCUUUACCAAUCAGAGUUGGCAAUUAUGAACUUGUGUAUAAGUUCUCAGCAAGAAGGGAGGGUGGAGUGCAGGUUGCCCCCACCUAUCAUGUGAACUCAAAAGUAUGUGGGGGAAUUAGGUCCCCCACGAGCCCCAUUGUUGAUGUCUCUGCUGUCUUUUAAAUAUGUCAUAACCUCAUCAUUGUAUGAAGGAAUGGGUAUGCUACUUGGGAAUCUGUAGCCUUCUCAUGGCCCCUCUCUGCCCCCCAAAAAUUUCCAUCAACUUUCAUCACCAAAAUUUUCAUUGAUUCAGUUAUAGUGGCAACUCCUCGUUAACUGGCUUUACCAUUGAGCUCCAAUGCUCUCCCGUUGACAAGUAAAAUUGUCUGGCAUUAGACAUAAUAAGAUAGUAUGUUACCGAUCAAAUCAAACUUAAUAGAUUAGGCCGCACCCACGCCACAGCCAUUAUGCUACUCUGUCUAAUGCCAGACAAUUGUACUCAUCAAGUAAUUAAUAAUGUCUCAAUUUUAAUAUGUUCUGUAGAUGGAUAUUAAAGGAAUGGAAUGCCUUAGCACCAGGAAAUAGAAAAGAGUAAAGACAAUAUUUUUCAAUUUUUGUCAAUAUUUCCUCAGAUAAUGUUAAGAAUUUUGUAAUGUUAAGAAUUUUGUAGUGUUAAGAAUUUUGUAAUGUGUAAAAUAUAUUUAAUUAAAGGAUAACAAUGAAGGAAGUGAAACAGUUUCUUCAGAAAGCAAACAUCAAAAUAAACAACUCUCGUGUCAGAGAGUUAUUUCAGGUAUUUAUGCAUGUAGUAAAUCAGAAACUUUUUUUAAUGCUAUAUAUGAUGAUAUAUACAGUAAGUCAUAAUUCAUUAGAUAAAUUUUUGGAGCAAAAAAGGAAAGCUAAUUUGCAAUUCCUCUAAUGAAAUCAUACCUAGCAACUUCUGCAGUGAAAAGUUGAUCAAGGUGAUUACAUUUCUUUUUAGAGUGAGCCAAAUACUACACCUAGAAAAAAAAAAUAUUUGGGGUUAAUGGCACUUUAAUUAACACAGCAAAUUGUCUAUUUCUUUAGGAAGUUGAUUCAAAAAGAAAUGGCCAUAUAAACUUUGAUGGUUUUCGUUAUCUUUAUGAUCUUCUUAUGAACCAACACGAGGUAAAUAUUCUUCUAAUUAAUGUAAUAUUGUUCUAACUGCAACAAAUAAUUAUGAGAGUUGUAUACUUCGAAUUACCUAGUUAAUUAGCUAAUUGAUAAAUUAAUCAUUAGUUAGUAGUAUGGCCUCUCUCUCCUAUGGUGUAAAUUCCUUAAGCAGAAUUUCAAGGAUGGUGGAUGCAUUAGAGAAUAUUAUCAAAACUUCAGUUGAUUUACUAAUUCUAGACGAAGGGCCUUCGCGUAUCUCCCCGUAUUGUUUGGUAUUUGCAUCCCAAUCAACUGAAGUUUUGUUAUCAUUGGUACUACUUACACUGGCACAGAGUCACAGACUGUUCUAGUGAACAAUAUAUAUAAUACUGUAAAUAGAUCAGUAAAUAGAUAAAAUGUUUUACUAGUAUGUAUCUUUAAUUCUAUUUUGCUUAGAUUGCUGGAAAUUUUUUCAGCUUUAGAAAUCCAAGGUAUGAUGAAAUACUUAUCUCAACGUUUUGUUGUCCAUAUGUAUUUAUGAACAGACUAGGUCAAUUUCAGUUUAUAUUUACUGUUGCUCUGGCUUUGCUUGACACUUUCUAUAUACAUAUAUAAUUAUUCUAUUUUUCUAGAAAUCAAAUACAUGUGGAGCAAUUUCAGAGAUUUCUCUUGGAGGAACAAAAGGUCAGGAAUUAGGCUAUGUGUGCACUACAUAGGAGCAAUUUGAAAACUGCGCAAAGAAGUCGCAAUUAUCCGUUGCGAUCAACCAUACCACAGAAUAGAUACUAGACCAGAAAGGUCACUCAGACAAUAUUUCGUCCGAAAUUUUUACGUGCUGACGUGAAAAUACGCCCAUCAUAUGACGCCAUCCUGGAGUGCACACGGAAGUUUUUCGUGGGUACAAACAUAGGUACAAAGUGCCGUGUGCACUCCAGGAUGGCGUCAUGGCACGUAAAAAUUUCGGACGUUUUUCCCCAGCCAAAACACAUAGGAGUGACCCUUCUGGUCUAGUAUCUAUUCUGUGACCAUACGGUGCGAUCAACGUGCGUUAAUUUGCGUAUACUUUAACGUGCACACGUAAAAAUCUUUACAGUUUGUCAACAAGAUGUAUUCGCAUUGUUUAUUCCUAGUUGUUGACAAGUCUGGAACAAGUUGUUAUCAUGUUGUCACAAGGUUGACGAGGCUAAGGGGCGGACCGUUAGAAAAUGGAUGGGGGGGGGGGAGCAAAAAUAAAAAUCGCGCAGGGGAAACAGAAAGAAAAAAGAUUCGUGCACCAAAAAAGUUUGAAGAAAAAAUUCGUGCAAAGACUUUUCAGUAGGGAAAAUUAUAAGUUGAAAAAAAAAAUUCGUGCAAGCGAUAAUAUUUAAAAAAAUUAUCGACGCAAGCAAAAUUUUUUAAAAAAAUAGUCGUACAAGUUAAUAAAAAGUCCUCCCCAUCACUUUUCUAAUGAACGUUACUAGUAACGAAACCCUGCCAACAAGUUGUUUCAAGAAGUCUAAUGUCGUUAGCACGUAACAAGUUGUUAACAAAUUGAUGACAACAAGCUUGGUAGCAACUUGUUACGAACAGCCUGUGUUAAUUGUUGGAACAAUUGUUGGAACAACUUGUAGCAAGCCUAUCACCGUCAUCAACCUUGUAACAAGGUGAUAACAACUUGUUUCAGACUUGUCACAACAACUACUGGAAACAACUACUGCGAACACAUCCUGAUGUCGGCUUGACAACUAGUCAACUACGUCACAGACUCUAUCUCGGUUGCAACCAACCUGUUUAUACAUCUGUACCAACUUGCUCGUUUUUUUUGUAGGAGACGAUAGCUCAAGAUAUUAAUAAAGUUAAAGAUUAUUUGACAAAAUGUUUAGGAGAGGAACGGCCAGAUAAACCAUAUUUUACUAUGUCCGAGGUACGUUCGUU